AUGUCGAGCCUCUCGGCGACAGAAUCCAGCAAGACCCCGGCGAUCAUGUCCUCACCCACCCCUCCGUCGCGCAUGGUGCGCGCGCGCGAGUUCUUCUCACAGCCGGUCGCCGCCUCGUUCAUCGCCGGAGGCGUCGCCGGAGCCGUCUCCAGGACCGUCGUGUCGCCGCUUGAGCGAUUGAAAAUCCUAUUCCAGGUCCAGAGCCACGGACGCAACGAGUACAAGAUGUCGAUAGGCAAGGCUUUGGCCAAGAUGUGGCGGGAAGAGGGCUGGCGAGGCUUCAUGGCCGGCAAUGGCACCAAUUGCAUCCGCAUCGUGCCUUACUCGGCCAUACAGUUCGGCGCCUUCAAUUUCUACAAACGGUUCUUCGAAGACGCACCCGGAGUCCCUUUGAACCCCUACCAACGCCUCAUCUGCGGCGGCUUCGCGGGCAUUACUUCCGUCACGUUCACGUACCCUCUGGACAUUGUCCGCACCCGCCUUUCCAUCCAAACCGCAUCCUUCGAGGGCCUCUCGAGCAAGGCGAAGAAAGAGCUUCCGGGGAUGUGGGGCCUCAUGAUCUCCAUGUACAAGAACGAGGGAGGAUUCUUUGCCCUGUACCGCGGUAUAAUACCUACGGUUGCCGGAGUCGCACCUUACGUCGGUUUGAACUUUAUGGUUUACGAGACGAUGCGCAACAUCUUCACGCCGGAGGGAGACCAGAAUCCAGGCGUCUUUGGGAAGCUCGGUGCCGGUGCCGUCUCCGGUGCCGUCGCACAGACGUUCACGUAUCCAUUCGACGUCCUACGCCGCCGAUUCCAGAUCAACACCAUGAGCGGAAUGGGCUACCAGUAUAAGUCGAUCUGGGAUGCCUUGACGACCAUAAUCAGGCAGGAAGGUUUCAGAGGACUGUACAAGGGAAUCGCGCCGAACCUUCUCAAGGUCGCGCCAAGCAUGGCGAGCAGUUGGCUCAGCUUCGAGCUGACGAGAGAUUUCCUGAUCUCUUGUAGGCCGGUGGAAGUAUGA
Lasiodiplodia theobromae is the source of this 1005-nucleotide messenger RNA. RefSeq names its product Mitochondrial carrier protein. The transcript is spliced from 5 exons. Bases 1 to 1005 code for a protein of 334 amino acids. NCBI's taxonomy places the organism in Eukaryota, Fungi, Ascomycota, Dothideomycetes, Botryosphaeriales, Botryosphaeriaceae. Gene Ontology annotation, biological process: transmembrane transport. The record is from RefSeq and is a predicted model, not a curated record.